This is a messenger RNA of Penicillium brasilianum, 705 nucleotides long. The record is from the annotation of a GenBank genome assembly. Lineage: Eukaryota; Fungi; Ascomycota; Eurotiomycetes; Eurotiales; Aspergillaceae.
AUGAAAUCUACUGCCCUCACCAAGUUGACACCUAUAACUGUUACUAUCCCGACAAGUCUAUGGCAUAUGGUGGCUACGCAAGCCACAUCCGCGCACACUAAUAUUUUGUCUUUGCGAUUCCCGAAAGCUUGGACUCCAGCCUUGCAGCACCAAUGCUGUGUGCUGGUAUCACCUCUUGCAGUCCUCUUUCGCGCCAAAAUUGGCUCGGGAAGAAUGGUUGGAAUAGUUGGAAUCGGCGGUUUGGGAUACUUCGGUAUUCUUUUUGCUGCAGCUUUGGGCGCCGAAGUAUAUGCAAUCUCAUAUUCUCCAAACAAAAAAGCUGAUGCAAAGGCUCUCGGUGCUGAAGGCUUCAUUUGUACCAAGAAUAAGGGCUGGAAUUUGCCCUGGAGAAACAAUUUCGACUUUAUUCUCAACACAACUGAUGCCACGGAUCCCUUCGACAUGACUGCGUAUUUCAGUCUCCGAACUAUCAACGGUACAUUCCACACCGUUGGUAUUUCGGACAAGGAGUUCCCGCCUCUCGGAACACAGGACAUGAUGGGCAAUGGCUCGAUUGCUGUUAGUCAUAUUGGUAGCAGUUGGGUUGAGACAAUCGAUAUCGGUGAGGAGGGAUGCAAAACCGCUGUGGAGAAAGUGUACAAUGGUGAUGUUAGAUAUCGAGUCACGCUGGUUGGCUAUGAUAAGGUGUUUGGCAACAGAGAGUGA